This is a messenger RNA of Galleria mellonella (greater wax moth), 2822 nucleotides long. Its product is annotated as V-type proton ATPase catalytic subunit A. The transcript has 14 exons. The record is from RefSeq and is a predicted model, not a curated record. Gene Ontology annotation, molecular function: ATP binding; ATP hydrolysis activity; proton-transporting ATPase activity, rotational mechanism. Gene Ontology annotation, cellular component: proton-transporting V-type ATPase, V1 domain; lysosomal membrane. Gene Ontology annotation, biological process: proton transmembrane transport; ATP metabolic process. Lineage: Eukaryota; Metazoa; Arthropoda; Insecta; Lepidoptera; Pyralidae. The coding region runs from base 175 to 2028 and encodes 617 amino acids.
UACUCCGCCAUUCUCGGUUCGCCUAUUCUAUCUUUCCCGUCUCGUGAGUUGAAUUUUAUUACAACAAAUAUUUUUUUUAUUGUUAUAUGCUUAUGUUCUACCUGUGGUCGUGAUUAUUGCUUUGGAUAUAUAUUUUAUGCUUCUAAAUUACGGUUGAAGAUUAAUUAGAACAAAAUGGCGACCAAAGGCGGUUUGAAGACAAUCGCCAAUGAAGAGAAUGAGGAGAAAUUCGGCUAUGUAUUUGCCGUUUCCGGUCCUGUCGUUACAGCGGAGAAGAUGUCCGGAUCGGCUAUGUACGAGCUGGUGCGAGUCGGUUACAAUGAGCUCGUAGGAGAAAUCAUCCGUCUUGAGGGUGACCUUGCCACUAUUCAGGUAUACGAAGAAACAUCUGGCGUGACCGUGGGUGACCCUGUACUUCGUACCGGCAAACCUCUGUCCGUCGAGUUGGGCCCUGGUAUCCUGGGUUCCAUUUUUGACGGUAUCCAGCGUCCUCUGAAGGACAUCAACGAGUUGACACAGUCUAUCUACAUUCCCAAGGGAGUGAAUGUACCAUGCUUGGCUAGAGAAACUGACUGGGAAUUCAACCCAUUAAACAUUAAGGUUGGCUCCCACAUAACCGGUGGUGACCUGUAUGGUAUUGUGCACGAGAACACUCUGGUUAAACACAAAAUGCUGAUGCCGCCCAAGGCCAAGGGUACAGUCACCUAUAUUGCGCCAGCUGGCAACUACAAAGUCACUGAUGUGGUGCUAGAGACAGAGUUCGACGGUGAGAAGGCGCAAUACACUAUGUUGCAAGUAUGGCCGGUGCGUCAGCCGCGACCUGUCACCGAGAAGUUGCCUGCUAACCAUCCACUACUCACCGGACAGCGUGUGCUUGAUUCGCUCUUCCCGUGCGUACAGGGUGGUACCACAGCCAUUCCCGGAGCCUUCGGUUGCGGCAAGACUGUGAUCUCGCAGGCGCUCUCCAAGUAUUCCAACUCCGAUGUCAUCAUCUACGUCGGAUGCGGAGAGCGAGGUAACGAAAUGUCUGAAGUACUUCGAGACUUCCCCGAGUUGACGUGCGAGGUUGAUGGUAUUACUGAAUCAAUCAUGAAGCGUACAGCCCUGGUGGCCAACACCUCAAACAUGCCUGUCGCUGCCCGUGAAGCCUCCAUCUAUACUGGUAUCACUUUGUCUGAAUAUUUCCGUGACAUGGGUUACAACGUCUCCAUGAUGGCUGACUCGACAUCACGUUGGGCCGAGGCUCUUCGUGAAAUUUCCGGUCGUCUUGCUGAAAUGCCUGCCGACUCUGGCUACCCAGCCUACCUGGGUGCGCGUCUCGCCUCCUUCUACGAGCGUGCCGGCCGUGUCAAGUGUAUGGGCAACCCUGACAGGGAAGGAUCUGUAUCCAUCGUGGGUGCCGUGUCACCGCCCGGUGGUGACUUCUCCGACCCUGUCACAUCGGCCACACUCGGUAUCGUCCAAGUGUUUUGGGGUCUUGACAAGAAACUUGCCCAGCGAAAGCAUUUCCCUUCCAUCAACUGGCUUAUCUCUUACAGCAAGUACAUGCGCGCGCUGGAUGACUUCUAUGAGAAGAACUACAGCGACUUUGUACCACUUAGGACCAAGGUUAAGGAAAUCCUUCAAGAGGAGGAGGAUCUAUCCGAAAUCGUACAACUGGUCGGCAAGGCUUCGCUCGCCGAGACUGACAAGAUCACCCUCGAGGUUGCCAAGCUUCUUAAAGACGACUUCCUCCAGCAAAACAGCUACUCGGCGUACGACCGCUUCUGUCCGUUCUACAAGACGGUGGGCAUGCUCAAGAACAUGAUUGCUUUCUACGACAUGUCGCGGCAUGCCGUUGAGUCCACCGCGCAGUCGGAUAACAAGGUUACAUGGAACGUUAUCCGUGACGCCAUGGGCAAUAUCCUGUACCAGCUUUCAUCCAUGAAGUUCAAGGACCCGGUAAAAGACGGCGAGGCUAAGAUCAAGGCAGACUUUGACCAGCUCCUCGAAGAUAUGUCGGCGGCCUUCCGCAACCUUGAGGACUAAGCGACACCAUCUAGUAGCGUGUCGAACGAGCGGCGUACAAACGGGACUGUAACCAAUAACUAUCCCGCUGUCUUCAAAUAUUUUUAUUUUAUAAUAAUAUUGUAAUAGACGAUAUGAUAAUUUAUUGGAUUCACCCAAAGCCUAAUUAAAAAUAGGGUGAAUGGCUCGCUCGUGUUGACACAGUUUUGUUAAUACUUAGCCGUAAUUCGUGUUACGCAGUCUAUGUAGAGUGCAUAGGUUAUAUUACUCGUUUCAAAUCAAAUAUUCACGAUUCUAUUGUUGAUAAAUUGAGUCUUAGAUUCUCGGUAGGCUCGCGCGCCCGAAUUUUAUGACCUUGUAUAUACAUUACCCACAGUCUGCAACGCGUCGGUUGGUCUUGUUCGGUCGCGCGACUCCACAUGCCGUUAGUUGUUAUUUAUAUUAUUAUUAUUAAAUAAAUAUACUAUUUAUAUACACUAACAAUCAAUUAUUUGGCCCAUUGAUAUUCUAUUGAUAAUAUCGAGUACCCUCUUGCAUUCCACGUUAUAUUAGUUGUAUGGAAAACAUCGGCUUUAACGCUUCAUUGCAAUAACUUGUUUCAGUUUACUAUUUUUUUUUUAUUAAAACGAUUAUUUAUAUACAGUAUUAUAUAACUCUGGACAAGUGAGUGCACAUUCUACGUACGGCGUAGUUGUUUGGUUUCAAUGUGUACAAAUAUAUCUGCGCAAUAAAUAUACUUGCUGUUUGAAUUUCUGUGACGUUAAGUGUUGAGAGGUGAAGAAAGUUAUAAAUAAUAAAAAAUGUAAAGUGUACAA